Molecule: messenger RNA, 585 nt
Organism: Prunus armeniaca (apricot)
Lineage: Eukaryota; Viridiplantae; Streptophyta; Magnoliopsida; Rosales; Rosaceae
Source: the annotation of a GenBank genome assembly
AUGCCACAUUUCAUAGCCUGUAAGAAAACUGCUGAUGCAUCUAAUAAAGCCAAACUGUUUUUUAGGGAGGUUGUUCACUUGUAUGGAGUACCUACAUCUAUAACCUCUGAUCGUGUAGCACUGCCUUAUCCUCAAACUGACGGCCAGACUAAGGUUGCAAAUCGAACAUUGGGAAAUACGGUGCGAAACAUUUGCAGAGAGAAGCCGAAACAAUGUGAUUAUGCAUUACCACAGGUGGAGUUUGCAUAUAACAGUGCAAUUCAUAGUGCUGCCGGGAAGUCACCGUUUUCCAUUGUUUAUAUUGUUGUACCUAAUCAUGUCGUAGAUUUGGUGAAGUUGCCUAAAGGCCAGAAAACCAGUGUUGCAGCGGGGAAUUUGGCUGAAGAAGUGGUGUUUGUUCGUGAUGAAGUGAAGAAAAAACUCGAGCAAACUAAUGCUAAGUAUAAAGCUGCUACAAAUAAGCAUAGACAAGUUAAAGUAUUUCAAGAAGGCAACUCUGUGAUGGUGUUUCUAAGGAAGGAGAGGUUCCCCGUUGGUACAUAUAGCAAGCUGAAGCCUAAGAAAUAUGGUCCUUACAAGGUGUAA